CGUGUGAGUGUGAUGCAUCAUCGUAACCAUCGCCUUCCAGAAGUGGUCCAACUGAGCAAUCAAAAACCAAAACCACACAACUAUUCAGUUACAAUCCCUAACGUUUUCUCCUACUCCUCUCUCUCUUCUUCUCCCUUUUAAGCAUUCCUCUCUCUCCAACCUUCACUCUCCCAUCUCCUUGUGUUUGUUAAAUUUCUUCCCAUUCCCAUCCCACCCACAAUCCGUUUGAUAAAAUUUCCUCAAGAAAACUAGAUUGACGUUUGGUUUCUCGUUUUCAAGAAAUAUAGGCAAAAUGGCACUCAGAGUCAGCUUUGUUCCCCACAGGAUCCCUGCUUUUCCUGCUUCUCAGCUCAGAUCUCACAGAGUUUCCAUGGCUUCGACUCUUCAUUCUCCCUCUGCAGAGGUUGGAAAUGUUAGAAAGCCUUUCAGUCCACCGCGAGAAGUGCACGUCCAAGUGACCCAUUCCAUGCCGCCAGAGAAGCAGGAGAUCUUUAAUUCGCUGCAUGAUUGGGCUGAAGAGAACAUCUUGGUGCUCCUUAAGGAUGUUGAGAAGUGUUGGCAGCCGUCUGACUUUCUGCCCAAUCCAUCAUCACCAGGCUUCCAUGAUCAGGUCAAGGAACUGAGGGAAAGAUCCAUGGAACUUCCAGAGGACUAUUUUGUUGUUUUGGUCGGAGAUAUGAUUACAGAGGAAGCACUUCCAACUUAUCAGACUAUGAUCAACACGCUAGACGCAGUCCGAGAUGAGACAGGUGCUAGCCUCACUCCAUGGGCUAUUUGGACUCGGGCAUGGACUGCUGAAGAGAAUAGGCACGGUGACCUUCUGAACAAAUAUCUUUAUCUUUCUGGACGUGUUGACAUGAAGCAAAUUGAAAAAACAAUACAAUACCUGAUUGGUUCGGGAAUGGAUCCUCGUACAGAGAACAACCCCUAUCUAGGAUUUAUCUACACUUCAUUUCAGGAGAGGGCAACGUUCAUUUCUCAUGGGAACACAGCCAGGCUUGCCAAGGAUCACGGGGACUACAAAUUAGCUCAAAUAUGUGGCACCAUAGCAGCAGACGAGAAGCGCCACGAGACGGCCUAUACCAAAAUUGUGGAAAAGCUCUUUGAAAUCGACCCUGAUGACACAGUAUUGUCUCUUGCUGACAUGAUGAGGAAGAAAAUCUCCAUGCCUGCUCACCUGAUGUAUGAUGGCAAGGACGACAAUCUGUUUGAACACUUCUCAGCUGUGGCACAACGGCUGGGAGUCUACACUGCUAAGGACUAUGCCGAUAUAUUGGAAUUCUUAGUAGCAAGAUGGGAGGUGGAGAAGUUGACAGGUCUUUCCAGUGAGGGCCGGAAAGCACAGGAUUACGUGUGUGGUUUGCCACCUAGAAUUAGACGGCUGGAGGAGAGAGCACAAGCCAGGGCAAAGAAGAGGUCGGCUAUUCCCUUCAGCUGGAUUUAUGGUGGCAAAAUCAUGAUUUGAUUACUGGGAAACAUCAGAAAGGUUGGCAUGUUUUCGUCUCGUCUCCAUCAUGAAUAUGAGUUGGAAAAAGAAUUCAAAUGGGAUCUUUCUUUCCUUCUCUUUUCUCUCUGUUUUGAGGAGUUGGUUUGAUGUUCCAACGUCGUAGGAGUGUAGGAAUUGUGUUGAGUAAAAUUUUGCCUGAGCAACAAAAGACAAUCUGCAGUUACAUAGUGUUCCCUUUUGUUUCAUGAUUUCGAUCUUCUUGAUCUUCACCUCGUUUUUGAAUUAGUACUUGAUGCUUUGACUUGGGAUGGAAAUGGUUUGCAAAUUUUGAAUCUA
This is a messenger RNA of Sesamum indicum (sesame), 1783 nucleotides long. RefSeq names its product stearoyl-[acyl-carrier-protein] 9-desaturase, chloroplastic. Gene Ontology annotation, cellular component: chloroplast stroma. The record is from RefSeq and is a predicted model, not a curated record. Gene Ontology annotation, biological process: fatty acid biosynthetic process. Gene Ontology annotation, molecular function: stearoyl-[ACP] desaturase activity. NCBI's taxonomy places the organism in Eukaryota, Viridiplantae, Streptophyta, Magnoliopsida, Lamiales, Pedaliaceae.